AUGCCUUUCGUAGAAACGGCCUUUAGCAAGGCCCAGAAUCCGUUCGAAUCCGGUCUCUCCUUCGCCGACGCGUUCUACUCAUUCGGCAUCAACUACCCUGGCGCUAUCACCAACAACAACUACCCCAACUUUAUGGGCAACCUGAGUACGCCCGAUGGGCAGUUCCGUGACAUGGGCACUGUAGAUAUCCUGCGCGACCGCGAGCGGGGUGUGCCACGCUACAAUCAGUUCCGACGGCUCCUACGCAUGUCCGCUCCCAAAACCUUCGAGGAGCUGACAGGCGGCAACAAGGAGCUUGCCCAAGAGCUGUGUGAAGUGUAUGGAGAUGUAGAACUGGUCGAUACGCUUGUGGGAUCGCACAGUGAGCCGUUGCCCAAGGGCUUCGGCUUCAGUGACACUGCGUUCCGGAUCUUCAUUCUCAUGGCCAGCAGGCGGCUGAAGAGCGACCGCUUCUUUGCAGGGCAGUGGAACUCGGACACGUACACCAAAGAGGGGCUGCACUGGCUGCAGAAUACCGAGGACGUGCUAGUGCGGCAUUUCCCCGAGCUGGAGGUGCCUUUGAAGAAGACCAAAAAUGUGUUUGCGCCGUGGGAGAAGAAGUCCGAGUCUAUGAAGUACGAAGGAGCUGAGACUAAUGCCCCGGGCCUAUGA
Molecule: messenger RNA, 651 nt
Organism: Penicillium egyptiacum
Lineage: Eukaryota; Fungi; Ascomycota; Eurotiomycetes; Eurotiales; Aspergillaceae
Source: the annotation of a GenBank genome assembly